AUGGUCGCGGAAUCCUCGCCUCCCACAGAAGAUCUCCCGCAUUCUUUUGAUUCUCUCGCCUUGAGUAGCAGUGCGCUCAUUCGCUCCGUUCGGAGCGAAAACGCGACAGGAGGCGAUGCAGGGCGAGGGAGCGGUGAGGGGCCAGGGGUGCCAGUGGAGGUGCUGUCGUCGGUGCUGAAGAUGAUGCCGUCCCUCGACGACCUCGCCACCGCCGCGAGGGUUAAUAGGGCAUGGCGCAUCUCCGCGCUCUCCCCCUCGCAGCUGCGCGCGUGCGCGAUCGACGACGACUGCCCCACGGCGCCCUCCGCGCACAGCCGCGUGCUCGCGCACUCCCGCGCGCCUAUGCCGCCCAAACCGCCUCCCCCGGAGCUCUGGCUCAACCCCACCGCCUUCUCCCCUUUCCUCCACUUGCGCACGCCGGAAAGCCUCCACCGGGCUAGAAACACCAUCAGCGCAAACCCCUUGAGAGCAUCCGCGGCCGCGGGUGACCCGGGGAAUACCUCCCUCUCUAGCCGCACCAGUGGCGCUGCGCCCGCGACGCCCGAAGCCGCGAUUACCAGCAGGCGGGCGGACGGCGCGGAGGGGCGCAACUGGGGGGGAGGAGGAGCGUGGUCGUCGCCGCGCACGCCGUCGCCGGUUGCGGCGAGGGAGGGCGAGCUCAUUGCGUUCGAAGACGAGGUCACGCAGGCCGUGAAUCACGGCAGGCGGGUUCUGCGCGCGUGUCCGCACUUGCAGGCGCUCCGCGUGCAGCACGUGUGCAUGGGCGCAACUUUCAACGGCUCCCCGCCCCCAUUCCACGGCCUCCUCUCCCCCACCUCCCCCUACCACCUCCCCUUCUCCACCUCCCCCUCCCCCUCGCCUGAGACCAACCAACGCGCCACCUCGCCUUCCCCCGUCGCCUCGUCCCCUCCAUGCGGCUCUCCUCCUUUUCCCCCUUGUGCAUUUCCCUCCUCCCCCUGUGCCUCCCCCUCUUGCGCCUCCUCCCCCUGCGCCACCUCCUCGCCUCAGACAGCACUCUCCCGGCGACGCCCCUCCUCCUCUACCUUACCCACCGGGUCUUCCCCACUCCCAGCCCGUGGGCUGGCGGGCAUUGGCGCGCUGUGCCCUGCCAUCAAGACGCUCACUCUUACACUACAGCAGGCCAUGACAGCGCUGGCAUCAGCAGGCCCGGCGCCGCUCACAGCACUGUCGCUCAGCCCCUGUGCCCUCACACCCGCAUCCUUCCACACCCUCGCCUCCGCUUUUCCCCGCCUCAUGGUUGCCUUGCUGCCAGCAUGCACUGUCACACUGCCACCAUGCACAUGUCACACUGCCACCAUGCCUGUCACACUGCCAGCGUCCAUUUUACCCUCACAUGUCCACCAUGCUCCCGCUUUCCACCCCCCUCGCGUCAUUCCCCUACCUUCACCCUCCUCCUUCCACCCCCUUCCCGACACCCCGCCCGCCAUGCCCGUCCCCUCAGGCGCUGGACCUGCAGGGGCUCCACAGCGAGCCCAUGCACCUCGCCCACGCCCUGCCACUCCAGGUACCAACUCCGCUCCCACCGCACCACCUCAUGCCUGCCUCGCCUUCACCUAA
This is a messenger RNA of Closterium sp. Naga37s-1, 1578 nucleotides long. NCBI's taxonomy places the organism in Eukaryota, Viridiplantae, Streptophyta, Zygnematophyceae, Desmidiales, Closteriaceae. The record is from the annotation of a GenBank genome assembly.